This is a messenger RNA of Oppia nitens, 3822 nucleotides long. RefSeq lists its product as uncharacterized. Gene Ontology annotation, biological process: tRNA methylation. The coding region runs from base 1 to 3822 and encodes 1273 amino acids. The transcript is spliced from 4 exons. NCBI's taxonomy places the organism in Eukaryota, Metazoa, Arthropoda, Arachnida, Sarcoptiformes, Oppiidae. Gene Ontology annotation, cellular component: cytosol. The record is from RefSeq and is a predicted model, not a curated record.
AUGGAUCAAAUACCAGAUAUAUCACUAUUACUGCAUCAUUCAGUAAUCACAUUCAAUGAUAGCCACAACAGAAGUGUUGAAAACAAUGACAUUUCACGAGCCGUCAAACGUUUGCUAUCAUCUCUUCAGUCGGUCAGCAAAAGACUUAAAACAAAUACAAAUGAAUUGAUAUUGAAAUCAAAGAGUUUAUUGAGUGAUGAUUUGGUAAAAUGUUUGUCCAAAUUAGAGACAAUAGUCUUAUAUGAGGACACGUUUGCCGAGACAUCAGUCCUGUCGAGUCUGGCGUUGGCUUUACUGUUGAAUCUAUGCUUAAAUGACACCAAAAAAGCAAUUCAUUUAUUAUUCAAAUUGUUUGACAAACAAAUCAUUUCUGAUAUUUCUCUAAAUGAUUAUCAAAUUGAUAACCAAUUGACUGAUGUCUUAGACUGUUGUAUUGAAUCAAACGAUUUGUCAAAAUUAUCACUUUUGACCUCAAUUUUGAAUUGCAGUCAAUUUUGUGAUCAUCUCAUGGAUUAUCACACAAAUGUCUUCAUUCAACUUCAUUGUCAUAUAAUAAAGAUAUAUAAUGAACGACUGGUUCAUCAGUUUCAUGUCUUUAAACUAAUUUAUCAUUGGUUUCGUGUUUUUCACACUUAUUUAAGACAAUUGGCACAAAAGGAGUCGCAAGUGUUUGACGACAAAACAAUUAUUAAUCAAAUAUUGGACAUAAUUGAUACCAAUUGGGAACAUCCUAUCAAUGGAGUCAAAGAUAGUAUUAAAUUGAUUUAUAAUUUAAUUCUUGAAAUAUAUACUACUUUUAAGAAGUUGAUGCCAUCUAAUGCUAUAUCAAUACUAAACAGUUAUGAUUUGAUUGCUGAGGAAGUACUUAAAACAAGUCGUUUAGCGCUAACAUCUAAAGCAAAAUACAGAAAACUAUCGAUUUUAAUGCCAUUCAUCGGCUGGAAAGCAAUCAUUGAAUCUGAUCCACAAUUAUCAACACAAAUGCUUAAAUACAUUUCUAUAAACAGUUUGUCGACGGCUAUCAUAGAGUUAUAUAAAGCAAUGAUUAUAUCAAUGAAUGACAACAACAAUGAAGAUUUAUUAGACAAUUGGUCGCACUAUUGGUUAUCAAGUAUUAGUGAAUCACUCAAAUUGAAGAACAAAGUGAUUCACAACAAUAUGAUCGCUCAUAUACUUCCUUUUACUAUCAAAAACAUUGACGGAUCAACUCAACUGAUAUUUGAAUCAUUAAGUGACUCUAAUAUAGCUGAAGUGGCAUUAGUUCGGUCUGCAAUUGAUAAUAACAUUACCAUUUCAUUUAUGCCAUCAUUACAAUGGUUUAAACGAAUUCUUAUAAACAAUGAAGAUAUUGUCCGCGAAGAAGGUCUUAGUUUGUUAUUAGAUGAAAGAUUUAUAACUAAUAGAAAUCAAGUAAUGGAUCUAUUUUUGUUAUAUUUGUCAUCAAAUCUUAAUGUUGACAAUCCAUCGUUUAGACAAAAAAUUGUCAGCAAAAUAGACCACUUUCUUAAUAAACUUUGUAUCAGUUUAUAUGAUAAAUACUGUUUACACGGCUGUUAUGAUGAAUCAGAUCUCAAGAUUGUUGAUUUUCUUAAUAAUUUUCUUGAAAUUAUUGCAUCAAAUUUGAUAUCUGGCUCUUCAUAUCAAAGAAGAAUGACGUGUUUAUUACUUUACAAAGAUGAUAAAGUGAGAAAAUUAGCCUCAAAUAUGAUGAUUACAUUUCAUAAUAAUUAUAAAGAACUGUUUGAUUAUAAUUUAAAUAUUAUGGCAGAUAUUGCUAUUAAUUUUGUGAAUAGUCCGCGACAUCAGGAGACCCAUUGUGGAGGACUAAUCUUCAAAUACAUUAUAACAUGUUUUGAAGAGUUUGAUGUUUAUGACAAACACAUAGCAUCUAAAUUAGAUUUAAUUGAAUUUUUAUUAUCAACGGCUCAAAACCAAUUAAUGUCAGCAAAAAUAGACUUUUUUAAUUCAUCAAAAAAUAGUCCAAUUCAUGGCUUUUUAUUAACACUUAAUAAUUGUCUGUCUUUUGAAAAUUUAAAAGACUUUAUAAAUGAAAAACGAUUCAAAGAUUUAAUUGAGACAAUUAUUAAGACAUGUUUUGAUUGCAUAGAUCUAAUGUUAAGUCAAUUAUCAAAAGCAAACGUCCAAUUUUCGCCGUCUUUUCAAGAGAUGUGUCAAUCACUGGAAUCAGUAAUUAUUGAACGAAUUGAUGGACUUAAAGAGCAAAAGUUUGACGACAUUUCUGCUUCAAAUGAUUUCCAACUAUUAUUAUCAAUGUCUUGGCUUAAUAUCAAAGAAUGUAGUUUUUUAUUACAAAAUAUUAUUGAUUUACUCAUAUGUUGUCCACACGAUAUCAUUGAUGAAGAAAUGAUUAGAAGUAUAGGGAAUAAACAAAUAACUAUAUUAACUAAAUGUCGACAUAAGGGAGUCAUUGAAGCUACUUGUAUAUCAUUAACCAAAUAUACCAAUUCAUUAAUUAAGAUGAAAUGUCAAAAUGAUAUGCAUAUUAAUACACUUAAGUUAUUAUUAAAUGAUUCAUUAAAUUGUAUCUCAAAGUCGGCCAUCAAUACAAACAUAACUCGGAAGUCGGCCGGAGUGGCACUCAUUAUUCAGGCUAUUCUUAUUGGCGAAUCUGAAGCAUAUAACAGUGGUUACAAAUUAGAUAAAUCUUUAUAUAGCCAAACAAUAAAUCAUUUAAUAGAGAUCGCAAGCCUAUCAGUUUCUACAGAUAUGGACCAAAACAGUGAUUUACCACAAACUUAUUCAUUGCAUAUAUUAAAAUCUAUCGUAAAUACCUCCUCUCUCUCACGACUGACCAUUCAAACAGUCGAAAGUCUUUUACCAAUUUGUAUCAAAGGUUUUAGUUGUCAAGUAUGGCAAAUACGUAACGCAUCGCUUCAAUUGUAUGGUUCGUGUUGUAGCCGAAUGCUUGGUCAGAAAAAGACGAGUGAUGUCGACUACUUUAUGAUUGAUGGCUCGACAAUCACAUCCAAUGAAUUAUUUUCAAGAUAUCCAACACUUUUUUCAGCUUUUAAAUUGCAAUUAAAGCAAAGUAUUGAGAAAACGGAAAAUGGAUUUUUGUGCUCUGAAUUGGUACCAAUUAUGUCAUUGUUUGCAUCAUUUUCUCCAAUAAUAAUUGGAGAUGACUAUAAUGACAAAGAGAUGUUAAGUUAUUUUGUUAGUCUAUUAAAUAGUAAGAUUUGGAAGAUCCGAAUGUUGACCGCAAAGACAUUAUCCCGUUUGUUACCAAUCACUCAAUUGCAACAACUUUUGCUACAAUUGUCUUCACAACAGAAUUUAAAUUAUAAGAUAAUAUCAAAUGUAAAGUUUAAUAAAAGUGAUGACAUAAGACUAAUGGCAACUAAAAAACUUAAUGAUAUUGUCAAUGAACUGAAUAAUAAUAAGAAAAUAUUAGAUGUAAUCAAUUCCCAGAUUAUAUUAAAAACGUGUGAAAUACUAUUUGUAAUCCUUGAAGACGAAGAUAGAGUAGUCAGAAGUGAAGCCGAAAUUAUUUCUUCAAAAUUAAUGUUUUCUUCUAAAUAUACACUUAAUAGUCAAUGUUUGUCUUAUAACACAGCUAUCGAUUGUUUAUUUAUUUGGUUGAUUGAUAACCAAACAGUAGAGGAUCAGUUAAAAGUGGACUUUCUAUGGCAUAGAUUGCAAUCUGUGAUAUCGUUAUCCAAAUUAUUUGGAUUUCAACAACAAAAUCACAUACUCUUUGAAAAAGAAGAAAAGAAUGUCUUUGCCGAACCUGUCUUUCAAUUGUUUAAAAUAUAUGAAUCAUUGAGACGAUUUGCUUUAGUAUUUGGAAACUUCCGAAACUAA